Yamadazyma tenuis ATCC 10573 is the source of this 1545-nucleotide messenger RNA. The record is from RefSeq and is a predicted model, not a curated record. Lineage: Eukaryota; Fungi; Ascomycota; Pichiomycetes; Serinales; Debaryomycetaceae.
AUGGACUUUGAUGAAGUGUUGAUGAUGCUACAUCACUGCAAGUGGCAACAGGAGGAACUAAUGGACCGGUUCUACGACAACAGAGAAAAACUUUUGGCUGACUGUGGCAUAAACAAGUCCAACGAUACUGUUUGUGGAUUCAAUCAUGUGAGUCUGUUUCUGUGUUCUAUCUGCUGUGAAGACUACAGUGCAGUGGAAACGUUUUCCCUUUCAUGUGGACAUGAAUUUUGCAUCAACUGCUACGGCUCGUACGUGCGCACAGAAGUUACACUAGGAAACUUGAUACGGUGCAUGAUACCUUCGUGCAACUUGAGUAUUCCCCAUAUGGUUACUCACGGUGAGUACAGCCACAACGUGCUUCUCAAAGCUGCUACAAUAUCCCAUAUUCUGGGGAGAAAGGUAAACUAUAAAUGGUGCCCGGCCCCAGACUGCGAUGGUCUUGUCCAUUUGCUUAAGGCUCGCAAAACAGGCCAGUCCCGAUUGGAGGAUGUAAACGAGUUUGAGGAGCUAGUUGACAGUGAGAGUGCUGACCUCCAGUCGAUUCCCAUUGUUUUGUGUCCCAGAGAUCAUGAAUUCUGCUACGCAUGUCAGUACGAAAACCACUUACCGUGCACUUGUUUGUUGGUGAAAAGGUGGAUCAAAAAGUGCAACGACGACUCAGAAACCGUCAACUGGAUCGAUGCCAACACCAGGGCGUGCCCGCUGUGUACCGCAUCCAUCGAGAAAAACGGAGGAUGUAAUCACAUGACGUGCUCGACGUGCAAACAUCAGUUUUGCUGGAUAUGCCUUGGAGAAUGGUCUCUCCAUGGCACCAACUACUUUCGGUGUAAUUCGUUCCUGUCUGAUAUGAAGGAACAAAUAGGUGAACAGAAAAAGGUCAAGAGAGAGAGCCUUCAAAGGUAUCUACACUAUUACAAGCGGUUUGCUCUUCACGAGUCAUCCAUGAAGGGAGACAUCAAGACGUUGGACAAGGUGCACCAGAAGAUGUCGAUUUUUAUGGAGGAGCAGCUGAAGACCAAUCCCAACAUUCUAUCGUGGAUCGAUGUUCAGUUCCUUCAAGACGCAUUCCGGGCCUUGACUAGUGGACGUAAGACAUUGAAAUGGGCUUACUGUUUCGGAUUUUACCUCCAAAAAGGAAACUAUGCAGAUGUGUUUGAGCAGAUCCAGGAGUACUUGAGUCGAAGUGUAGAGGACUUGUCAAAGAUAUUUGAGCAGAUCAUUCAUAAGGAUAAUCGAGGUAAAAGCACAGCUAUUAUUAUGAACCAGAAACUAGACAUUAUGAACUUGAGUUCGUUGAUCACGAAACGACGUAAGACUUUGAUGGAGUGUGCAUCGAGCGGUCUUGCCGAUGGGCUCUUGAAGCUCGAGAUGUUAUAGGAAUCCGAAUCUUUAGUGAGGUAACCAUGUUCUACCAUACAAUACCCAUACUGAAUAUGCUGGUCUAUACCCAAGUAUUUUACAUUUUACAUUUUUGAAUUCUCACUCUCUCAAUGGCUAUUCCAAUCUAAUCUCUUAUCUUCAAAUGAAAAACAGCUAUCACUGCGG